GCGUGCAGCUGGGACGAGCCGGGGCUGCAGUCUUCUUCAAAGAUUCUUUUCUUAAAAAAUAAAUUAAAAAGAAGAAAAGAAAAUGAGGAAAAAUGCACAAAAGUGGCAAAGAACUUCUAAAAGUGAACCAUAUUGAUGAGAUCUUUUUCAUGUAACUACAUUCCAGUAGUUUAACUUUUUUUCAUAAACAGUAUUUCCUGAAACAUGGAUGAUGAUGAAUUUGGAGGCUUUGAGGCAGCUGAAGCCUUUGAAGGUGGAAAUGGUGAACCACAGGCUACUUCUCCUGCUAUUCCUUGGGCAGCAUUUCCCACAGUUUCUGAAGUCCACAUUCAUCAAGCAGUUUCUACGGACGUUUUCCAGGAGCAGCCUUCCACUUCUGUCUGCUUUGUCUCCUCUGACCCAUCCAAUUCAUCCGGGGAUGAUAUUCUGACAGAUGGUCAACCAUCAUCCAGCACUUUACAUUUAACUGAUCAUAAAGAGCAGAAUCCAUUGUCGAUCAGUCCUCCUUUGGAAGUACCACUUUCCUCUUUGAGUCUAUCUGAAGAUUUGGAAACAGCAACCAAUGAUGAUGAGAAAGUGGGGUUAAAUGAACCAAAGAGACAUCUUGAACAAACACUUACAAGUCUAGAAGUUAAACUAAAAGCAGCUGAUGAAGAAAAAUGUAGAAUAAAAAAGGAAUUAGAAGAUUUAUUGAACAAAUAUAGAAUGCUGGAAACGGAUUUCCUGAAAGAUAAGGAGGAAGAAUUAAUUUCUCACCAGGAUAGGUACAACAAACUCCAGGAAAAACAUAAGCUUGAGUUGGAAGAUAUGAGAAGAGCUGGUCAUGAAGCCUUGACUAUUAUUGUGGAAGAAUUCAAGGCCCUACUACAGUCUACAGUUCAGCAACGUGAAGAAGCAAUUGAAAAGCAGUAUGUAUCUGCAGUUGAAAAACAGGCAUACAAGUGUGAAGAAAUGCUUAUUGCUCAGCAUCAAAGGCUUCUUGAUAUGCUAGACAAGGAGCGCAAAAUGUUAGAAGAAAAAAUGGAAGAAUCCAUGCUGGAACGAUCACAGGAAUUUAAGGAAAUGCUGGAAAAAUAUAUGGCGAAUGAAAGGGAAAGCAAUAAGGAGGCCUUGGCAGCUGCUGCAAAGGUUGAAAAAGAAAACAUGCAGGCUGCCAUUUUAACAGCUGUAAAAGCAGAACGAGAAAACAUGGAAAAGCUUCAUGCAGUAGAAAAGGAAGUAUGGCAAGCAGAACAAAACAAAGAUCGUGAAAAGGUUGCUCAAGCAAUUCAGGAUGCAAUACAAGAGCAAAGACAAAACAGUCAGGCAAUUAUACAAGCAGCAAUAAUGGAAGAGCAAAAGAAAAGUGAAAAGGCUAUAGAAGAAGCUGUGAAGCAAGCAAGAGAAGAGUUGAUGGAAUAUAUCAAAGAGCAAAAAAGACUUGAUCAAGUCAUCCGUCAACGCAGCCUGUCCAGUUUGGAACUGUUCCUCUCCUGUGCACAGAAACAACUGAGCUCUUUGUUGCAGGAAGAACCUACAACUACAGAGGCAGAGCAAAAGAAAAUGCCCCUCUAAGUGGACAUUAUUUAUGAAGCUCCUAAUCUGAAUUCUGCAGGGAAUCUCUCUGACACAUUAGGGAUUAGGUUUUUGAUUCAGGAGCAGUCUGAUGGCUUCAAUUGUUCGGAACAGUUAUUGUUCGAUAAUUAGUUAUUGGUUUUUGUAAGCCACUUAAAAUCUAGUCAAAUGAUGUAUUCCAGGAUAAUGAGAUUUACAGUGACAAACUUGGCCACAAAGGGCUAAAGUGGAUGUGAUGUUAAACACUUCAUUGUCUAGUUAGGGGCUUAUUUUUACUGUAAAGUAGCAGCUGUAUAGAGGGAAUGGAACCAGAUCCAGAUCAGAACCAUGACACAAAGAUAUGGGGGUGUUUAAACCUUUAACAACACACCAUUUUAAUGUCAACCCUACCCCCACGCAACACCCCCCCCCGAUGCUGCUAUGGUCCCCCAAAAGUAUUAUUUGCUACAGAGGGAUUUUCAGAGUUGACCACCACAGAGGUAAAGGAUUAAACACCCCUACCUCAAUACAAUAAUCCAGCCCCCUCAAAACUGCUAUUUUACAAUAAAAAUAAGCCUCUCUAGACAAUGUUGCAUUAAAUGUUGCAUCUAGUUUGGUCCACAGUUUGAGUAUAGCUGAAUAAUGCAGUAAUUGGUAGGACUAUAGUCAUUCUCUCUUUAUCAGCAACAGAAAGUGGGGGGAUAUUUCAGCAAGAAUCCUCCCCCAUAAAAUGGUUUGGAAUUAGCAAAAGCAGUGGUGAUCUUGGGGUUUUUUAUUUAAUUAAGUGGGGAAAAAGCUCUCCAGAAUAGCAGGCAGCAAAAGCUCUACUUGUCUCUCCACCAGCACCAUUUUCUUUCCCAAAAUACACUGGGGAAAGAUGUGGUAUGUGAUGGCAUGUCUUUUCCUGGUGCAUUCCAGAAGGCAAAUGAUGCCAGCAGGGAGAUAAGUAACUCCUCUGCCCUUGCAGUCCUUUGCCCCAGAAAGCUUUUUUAUACUGAAGAAAGCAAGAAGCAUCACUCUCAGUAAGUUCCCCAUAUCCUUGAAAUUCCCUGAAGCUUUCAUCAGGCCCUCUCCCAAAGGUGCAGGGGUUCUGACACACAUUCUGGCAAAUUGCUAUGGUCAAGUAUUUCAGACCCAGCCCUAGCAAUUGGCAGUUCUCAACUGAAUAAAGAAUAUUAAAUUUCCUGAAGGGAAGCUCAGAGGCCUGUUCGUUUAGGGUACUAAAUUUAUUUAGCAUCAUGCUGGAUGCAUGUAAAGCAAACCCAUUUGGCUUCUAACAAAUUAUGGGAAAAUUAAUCUGUAUUUCUGGAAAAAACAAGGUUUAAAACUUUAUUCAAUAUUAAGGUCAACUAAAUUGUAGGAGCUGUUUUCCGAUGUAUGUUUGAGUCUUCAAAGACAUUGGUCAGAAUCUAAAGGGCUGAUUUAGGCCUGCCAGUGUUUUGGAACACUAUAGUCUUGAAGAAAAUCUCCUUGGUUACAAAAGCAGUUUGCCAUUCCAUUUCUUUGUGAAACCUAAGCCCACAAACCUCCUUGGGUGCACAGAAAUCAUUGUGCCGUUGUUUGCAUCCUGGCUACUAUGAUUCAGAAGCAUAUUAAGUGUAUGGGAGGAGAUGCUGAAAGUUUGUUGAAACCAAUGAACUAUCUAGCACAGGAGUGAGCAAACCUGGCCGUCUCGCUGUUGUUGAACAACAGCUCCCAUCAUCCCUAGCCAGAUUGUGGUUUGGGAUUAUGGGAGUUGUAGUUCAACAACUGGAUGGCCAGGUUUGCCCACCCCGAUCUGGCAGAUUGAAUGGACAAUCAAAAACACAUAUCUAAAGGGCUCCAAGUCCUCAAAACAGCUUUGUUAGCAAAAGCCACGGGGUUGAUUAAAUGAGAAGGUCUUGAGAUUUUUUAAGCUUUUUCAUAGGUGUAAUGAAUGUUAUGAGAAAUCAUCGCUGAGUUAAUGUUAACAUGAUUAUAAACAUUCAGUUCUAUAUAAUUAAUACUGACAUUGAAAUAGCUGUCUUAAAUACUUUAAUUUUCAUACAAAAUAUACUUGCAUUUAGCAAUAAAUACACUCUGAAACAA
Hemicordylus capensis (graceful crag lizard) is the source of this 3600-nucleotide messenger RNA. RefSeq names its product coiled-coil domain containing 91 (gene CCDC91). The transcript has 14 exons. Bases 205 to 1554 code for a protein of 449 amino acids. The record is from RefSeq and is a predicted model, not a curated record. Gene Ontology annotation, biological process: Golgi to lysosome transport. Gene Ontology annotation, cellular component: trans-Golgi network. Lineage: Eukaryota; Metazoa; Chordata; Lepidosauria; Squamata; Cordylidae.